Messenger RNA from Sporothrix schenckii 1099-18, 462 nucleotides. RefSeq lists its product as uncharacterized. The transcript has 2 exons. The coding region runs from base 1 to 462 and encodes 153 amino acids. NCBI's taxonomy places the organism in Eukaryota, Fungi, Ascomycota, Sordariomycetes, Ophiostomatales, Ophiostomataceae. The record is from RefSeq and is a predicted model, not a curated record. Gene Ontology annotation, molecular function: pyridoxal phosphate binding; transaminase activity. Gene Ontology annotation, biological process: amino acid metabolic process; biosynthetic process.
AUGGUGCAGGAUUUUGCUGCUGCUGGGCUUCGACUGGGUAGCUUGAUCACCCGCAAUCGCUCUUUGCGCAAAGCCGUAGCGUGCAACAUGCGGUUCCACAAUCCGUCUGGCAUAUCCGUUGCCAUUGGGACGGCCAUUCUCGAGGACAGAGACUUUGUCGCGUCUUUUGUUCGUCUGUCGCAGGAAAGGCUCCGGGACAGCCACCUCCAUACCACCAAGGUGCUGGACGCCGCCGGCGUCAAAUACGAAAGGGGGAACGCUGGCUUCUUUGUUUUCAUCGAUCUGGCUCCGUGGCUCGAACACGCCGAGCCAGGACAAAAUCGAGAAUUCGUCCUCGCGCAAAAGCUGCUCGAGGCAGGCGUCGGCCUCCACCCAUGCGAGGAGCAUGCAGAGAAAGAGGGCCAGUUUCGACUUGUCUUCAGCCAGGACAGGGAGACACUCCAAGAAGGCCUCAGGCGGUAA